CGCAGUGCGUUUUCGCGCAGGUCACAGCUGUCUAAACAUGGAGGUUGGCCGAAUCGUUUAUCUACAGAGUUCUAAUCGUACGUAAUAGCCCCUUUGGAUCGAAAUAACCAACCAGAAUUCGCUACCAAAGGUUACUACAUUUGACAGUUUAUCAUUCUUUGUUGUUCGAUCGCUUGUUGAUUGUAGAAUGACGAUGGAAAACAUGGGUGAACUAACCGAUCAACAAAUUAACGAUUCCUCGACAACUCCGAUCACUUCGAGUCAGACCGUCAGCGAGGACGAGUUCACAGUUACACCUAAGCAGGAAUUUGUGGACCCUGGUAGUGUUGAUAGUGCCAGUGUUAGUCCAGGUGUCGGAGAGUCAACACCUAGUGGAGAGUUACCUAGUUCGGAAUUAACUAGCGGGGAGAUCGACUCCCCUGCUUCUAUUACGCGUUCGGACAUAGUCAUUCCAGUCAGUAUGAUUGACUCACAUGAAUACCGAUCUCAGAUGGGGGAUCUUACAUACCAAACAUUGAAUGGAAGAAUGAGUCCGAGUUACAGCCCAAACAACUAUGCUACACUUACGCCGCUUCAACCUCUACCACCUAUUUCUACAGUGUCGGAUAAAUUUCUACAGAAUCAGAACAACUUUCAACUUAUGAAUAACGCGAUAAAUGGAAUACCAGGAAUGGAUAAUGUUAUGAAUUUAAACACAUACAGUUACGACAAAAUGAUGAACACUAUGACACCAGUGUCAUUACCCAUGGUUUCCAUGGUGGGACAGGUAAAUGGAUAUUCAAAUCAGUCAAUUGGUGUUGGUUAUACUUAUAAUGUUGGACAAAAUGGUGUGCCAUCACCAAAAUCAGGAGUUGAAAUGAAACCAAUUUUGUCACCAAAUCAUUCUACAGCUUAUGAUCCUUAUCAACAGAAUCUUGUAUCAGCACCGUCCCGAAUACAUUCACCCAUGAAAAUUAAACAGUGUGAUUCACCCAUUCCAAUGAUGCAGAGUGCAAAUGGGCUCCAUUUGAGCCCAUCAACGGGUAUGGAAAGUACCUCCCCACAUAGCAUGCACAGUGGAAGCCCUCAGCAUCAGGGGCUGGAUCAAAAUGGUAAAGAAGUGGAGGAAAUAAACACUAAAGAACUAGCACAAAGGAUUAGCAGUGAACUUAAAAGAUACAGUAUACCCCAGGCAGUGUUUGCACAAAGAGUGUUAUGUAGAAGUCAAGGAACACUUAGUGAUCUAUUGAGAAAUCCAAAGCCAUGGAGUAAGCUUAAGUCAGGGAGAGAAACAUUCCGACGAAUGUGGAAAUGGUUGCAGGAGCCCGAAUUCCAGCGAAUGUCUGCCCUGCGACUGGCAGGUAAUCAAGCCUGUUUACAACCCCAAGAACCUGAGGGCCAAGGUGAGGACUACAAUCCAUACAAUGGGUGGAGUGAUGGUGUACCUUAUCCAAAUGAUGUGAAAAUAGAAGUGAAAUAUGAAAUUGACAGCGAUCCAGGAAGUCCAGCAAACUCCGUCAUCUCCAACGGAUCGACUCUCGGAUCAGUGAAAAGAAAAGAAUCGGAGAUGUCCACCCCUCAGGAAAACCGCGGGCCAAAAAAGCCAAGACUUGUAUUUACUGACAUUCAACGUCGCACACUGCAUGCAAUAUUCAAGGAGACCAAACGACCUUCAAAGGAAAUGCAAGCUACCAUAGCCCAGCAACUUGGUCUGGAGGUUACGACUGUUGCGAACUUUUUCAUGAAUGCACGGCGGAGAUCGGUUGAUAAAUGGCGAGAUGACAACGGUAAUGAUAACCGAGAAAGUGCACCUACUGGUAUGCCGAAAAGUUGAAAUAAUGUCAUGUGACCAUGUUGUUUCGUAUGUAAACAACAGAAAAAUCAACAAACUCUGUGAGUGUUCGCGAAAAAAUAUAUAAAUAAAGCAACAGAUUUCGUAAUAAACUAGAUACAAAAACAAUGAAUGUUGCUUGACGAUUCAGGGUGGCGUGUGUUCAAAUGCAGUGUUCUAAGGCAAUUUUACUUAUACGUGGAACAAAAAAAAAAGUACGUUGCGGAUCUUUUUUUUAUGUACGGCAAAAGAGUGAACGUGGAUUAGAGUAGGAAAUUUUCACCUGUGUAUAGAAAAUAAUUUAUGCUAUGUGACAUCAUUUGUUGUACAAAUGAUAGACUUGUAAAAUCAUCGUGUAGAUAUGUUGUGAAUUAUAUGUUUAGAUGCAUAACCAAAACUUUUUCUUUUUUUUCAACAGUGUCUCAUGAAUGUUAUCUAAAUAUUACAUAUAUAUUGAAACGAUGAUCUGUAAUUAAUUGAAUCUAAUUGUGUAUAUAUUGAUGUUUUAUUUAUACAACAUUCCCCUUUUACUGAUGUUAAACAGUGUAAAAUUUUAUUUAGGUAAAGGUUAUUGUUUUAUAGAUACGCGUGCAGCAUGUUUUUUAGAAUGUUGUAUGGCACGUUUUUUAGAAUCGUGUACGACACAUUUUUUAGAAUCGUGUACAGCACGUUUUAAGAAUCGUGUACAGCACGUUUUAAGAAUCGUGUAUGGCACGAUUUAGAAUCGUGUACGGCACGUUUUUUAGAAUCGUGUACGGCAUGUUAUAAGAAUCAUGUGUAGCACGCCUUCAGCUCAACAAUGGUAGCAGAUUAGUGACCCUAUUUAUUUGACAACGUUGAUUUAUAAUGUUCUUUUUUGUUUUGUUUUUAUUUUCUUUCUUUUUUUUGUUCUUGUAGAAGAAAUAGCCAAGUUUUUCUUUCCCCGUCGGGUUAUUAUUAUUGAUCAAAUGAACUCGAUUGUUUUAAACCCUUUUGCAUUUUAUGUUGGAUCUGAUGAAUUUAUGUAAGUUAUUAAGUUAUUUGUACUAUGUAUAUUUCAUAGCAAGAUGUGCUGAAUUUAAUUUAUGAAAAAAUAUUGUGCUUUUUGUCUUAAAAAGAAAUGAAAUCCAUGAAAAAUGAAGGAAAAGGAUGAUAUUUGGUAGUUUUAAUUAACAAAUCCAUUUAGUAUAAAUCGAAGGAAUUCCAGAUUUCCGUUUUGGAAAGUUGACCUUUUUUAGUGAUGAUUAGUUUACCCCCAAAAAAAUCCAAUAAAGUGAAAUCCAGAUUUCAUUAAUUAGAUUCUACCCUUUUGAAAACUUACAUUUUUACUGAUUAUUAGUACUUUUUAUUUAGCUUUUGAAGGGAUUUUUGUAUACAGGGAAAACUUUUUGAUAUAGGUAUCAUUAUUAUACUGGUAUUUUACAUCAUAUUUGUGUAGGAAAUAGAUUUUUAAUUGCCGGGAAAUCCAGACUUUAGGUGGGAAAUGAAUGAAUUGCUUUCUCACAUCACUGGGCAACGUAUAUUCUUUGUAUUAGAUGUUUAAGCAUAGCAUUUCUUUUAAGUGCCAUCAUGUCUUAAGUAUUGCGGAAUAUUUUUUUGGGGGAAUGACAAUAUCGUUUCAUGUAAAUCCAUACAUUUGACAGGUCUGUCGGUGCAAUUCAGGUAUUUUUCUGUAUACUUCAUGAGGCCUUAUUUUGGCCACGUUUAAACUGUUUUUUUUUCUCCUUGGACUUUGAAGAAAUCCAAAAACACGCAAGAAGGUGUGUUAAAAACCCCAAUUUAUCUCCUCUUUUUACAGUUUUGAUCCAAUUUUCAUCUAUUUAUUUUUCAUUGAUCGAAAAGGUAACCAAUCAGAAAUCAUUUCAUUAUAGUAAGGCAUUCCAUGACAUGAACAAUAUCAUUCCAUGAUGACAUUUGAUAUAUGUAUAUAAGAACAUGGAUAGGUGUCCAUUUUGUAUUUCUUUUUCCUUUUUCUCGUUAUUGUCAUUUAUGGAAAAAUAAAAAUCUCAGAAACUUCAAACAUUCUUUCGCAACAUUCUUAUUCUUGUGUUUUCAUCUUUCGUUCUGAUUUCAGUCAGAUUCUUCUCAAGUUUGUGAAACAGUCCUACUUCAAAAUCAUCUCUCAUCAAAUUCAGCAGGGUUCUUCUCAUUUUGUAAUAAUUAAAAAAAAAAGCAUUUCCUUGAAAGUGUACAAAAAGUUAUGGUUAUCAUAUUUUGAUUUUAACCUUUUUUGACAGAAUAUUUCGAGAAAUUUGUUUUCAUCUAAAAAUAGAAUUUUGCUGCAGAAAAGAUAUCCAAUCAUAUUUAAGCUUGUAAUUUUGUAUUAGCCAAUCAUAUUGCUCGUAGCAUUCCAUCUGAGUUAUCCAGAAGCUUACAUAGAGUUACAAAAUAAUUGCUGGCAAUUUUUGUGCAAUAGUUAUCCAGAGUUGUUUAAAAAAAAGCUAUAUUUGGAAAUAUGAUCAAAAUUCCUCUCCCAUUUUAAUCAUUCAGACUUCAUCUUGAUUUCUGUAAUCCAGGAGACAUUUACAUUAUCUCAUAUUUGUGACCUCUUUUUGUAACAGUCAUUGUUGUGUGCAAAAUGUACACAAUGCAGUUAUGGCAUAUUAUUAUAUAUUAUACCUUUUGUGUGUUGUUAAAAUGUACAUGUUUAUAUGUUGGUUUCUCCACACACAUUAUGUACCCACUUUUGUUUGAUAUAAUUUAAGGGGGGAGAAAAAAAAAGGUGCUGCAUGCCAAUUUUUAUUAGUGAACUAGGGAGGUGGGUUAGGGUAGGGUUAGGAUGGCAUUCAAUAUUUAAGACAAGCAUGGAAAUUGCAGGAUAUGUACUUCAUUUUUAACCGACUUGUUUGUUAGAGUUCAAGGCUUUUCUGUAUUAAAUAUAUGGCUAGUAGUUGGCUCUAAAUGAUGAAAUGGAAAGCUGAACUUGUUUUAGAAAUUGCUACAUGUUUUUAAUUGUCGAAUGUACUUCUUAUUUAAAAUAUUGUCAACAAAGCUCGGGGAAAAUCUCAUUAAAAUGUUCCAUUUAGUUAGAUGACUUGAUGGGAUUUUAAGAAACAAAAACACAUGCCUUUGCUUGUGACAGAUGUUUUGUAUAUGUAUCCAGAACAAUGUAAUGUACAAAACAAAAAAACACUGUAUACAUAUUGCAAAAAAUGAGCUUAUUUUGAACUUCUGUAUAAAAGUACGUUAUUUGCAUUUAAAACAAAAUACAUGUACAUCAUUAAACAAAAGUUGAGAUCAUUAAACAAACGUUGAGACUUCCCUUAAAACCAUGGCAUGUGAUUGGUAGAUCUUUUUUUUCAAAUUGACCAAUCAGUAUUCUUUAUACUAGGGUUGUUCAAGAAGUGAUCUUUAAUUAUGAAUUUUUAAAAAAAAAGCUAGUUAAAAUGUUAUCAUUUUAUCUGUCGACUAUCAAGAUUUUUGUGUUUAAUGAAUCUUAACCCGGAUUUUGAGAGCCGAGUUGCGAGCUGAAUAGAAAAUAUGACAAAUUCAAACAUGUGGCGCUUUUCUAUCUAAAUUAAUCAGCCUGAGAACUUGGCCGACAGCUGGUUAAGAAAAUAUGUACAUACCAAAAACAAAUAUGGAGUCCUGCUUUAUAUGGAAAUGUAAACUGGGAAAUGUAAAACCCAAACUAUAUACGUACAUAACAGCUUUUUUUUUGGUAAAUAAAUUUUGUAAAAAGUAAUAUUUCUUCAAAAUUUUGUGUUGGGUUUGAAAAUUUUGUCAUUCAGAAAAUUUACAAAAAGUUCAACUUUUUUUGGGCUGAACAUUUUUGUCAUUAGAAAAUUUCAAAAAAGUUCAUGUUUUUUUUCCAGAUGCAUUAUGGGUAAAGUUGAUAAACUAGGCCACUUGGCGAUUUGUUAAAUACUUAAAAUAAUGGAUAUAAGAAAUAACAUAGUGGGUACUCUGGUAAUAUUUUGUGUGUGUUUAACCCUUAACCUGUUGGAAACAAAAGUUAUUAGCCUUUUAUUCAGGGCAGCGUGCUUAUCACGGGUAUAGAGCCAGGCCAGGGUGCAUGUCUGUGCAGUCUGAACAGGCUCUUAUACUAUUGGCUGAAAAACUUAAGUUUACAUUUUCAUAUCCUCAAAUUUGAUAAUGAUAACGUGGCAGGUUAACGGUUAAAUGACGAGACUGUUAGGCACGGCAUGUACAUGUUAAAUGUUUUAUUAUUUCUCGUGUUGUGAACAAAAACUAGUUUUGUGCUGAGUUUUAUUAUUAUUAUUAUAAUUAUUCUUAUUAUUAAUGAAAUUUAAAUUAUUUUGUUAUCAAACCCCCCAAGGCAUAUCAGUAUAUGAUGAAUUUUUUUGUGUCGUUUUUUUUUUUAUACAUAAGGUCUUGGAGUUUUCUCUGAAAUUCAGAGACGUAAAUGGCUUGUUUUUGUAUAUAUCAUAUUCCAGUCUUAUUCCCCCCUCCCCCUCUCCCCUGCAAACCUGUAAUGGAAUAUUCCUUAUAUUUAACUUUGGAAAAGUCUAUUAUAGUUUAAAAGGGUAUUUUGUGUUGAAAAUUUGGCAUGUUAUACAUUAUAGAGGAUUUUAGUUGAAGAAGAAAUGUUUUGUAGCUUAAAAAAAGAUGUUAUUUUCACGACAGAAUGCCUUUUUCAUGAUCACUAGAUAUAGAAUGGUUCAUGAUAUCAUAAUAUUAUAGCGUAGUUAUAAUUGUUGAGGGUUAUUUUUGUGCAAAAACGAAACCAAGGCUAUUUGCAAUAAAUAUUUUGACAAGAUUCUUACACAUAUUUUUUUUGCUGAAAUAUUUUACACAUCGCUUUAUACAAAAGGCAUAAUAAAUUAAAAGUUUUAUACAUGUACUGUUCAUCCAAAAAGACUGUUUUAACAUUUGAUCACAUAUUGUGUCCUAGGUUACAUAUUAGAUAUUUGAGAGACCAGUUUUUGACAUGAAAAAUCUUUUGGGUCAGUAUAAAAUGUGGUUUUAAGUUUCAUCCAAUCAGAUUCUGGAUGUUCAUUGGUAUCAUCCAAUCAGAUUCCUGGUGGUUGUUACUAUCACCCAAUCAGAUUCUGGUUGUUAUUUAGUAUCAUCCAAUCAGAUUCCAGGAUUCAAGAUCAGUAUUGAAUUAGUAACUAGCUUAGAGGGUCUCUUGAAAUGGAAUUUACAACUUUAUUACAUAAUUUAUACCUAUUUUAGGAACUUUAUUGAAGUCAUGACAGCAAAUCAUGUGAAAUCCAUGUCUAAAUUUUUCUCCUAUUCAAUGUGUUAUUUUGUGUGCAUGGUUUAUUUUACCUAUAAUGAACAAUCAAGUUGAAAUGUGCAGGUUUUGCCUUUUUAAGUUUUAUUAUGUAUAAGUAUUAUAAUAAUAUGUUUGCUUAUAUAUCCCCCCCAGUGAAGGUCUGUUGCUAUGGAAAUAUAUACAUAGGAAAUACAAUGGGCAGGAAAAAAUAAUAGUUUCUGAAACAUAAAACUUUUGUAUUCACUAAUAUUAUUUUGCAUAUUCUGUUUUACUGGUAAGAAAAAAAGGAUUGUUAGUUUUGUUAAGUAGACAGUGAAUUUUGCGCAGUAUUUGAAAGUGACAUUUAUCCAUGAAAAGCAAUACGAUACUGGAUAAGUUAGUAAUGCUAUAUUGAUAUAGUAAGCAUAAUAUUUAAAUGGUUUAAAUUCAAAUUUUGUUGCAAAUGCUUGUUCAGUGACUAAGUGUUGACUAGGAAACAUGUAAUACCUGUAAGAUACGGUUUUUAGAUGAGAAUAUUUUUCGUAAGUCACUAAUUCAGUAUUAUUAUGUAUGUAUUUCCAGAAGCUAAUGACCUAGUUUAUGACUAUUAAAGUAUUGUUCUGUACAGAUCUGAAUCAUGAAUCCGGCCUUUAAUAUUUUUAAUGACAUUUUUUUGUUUAGUAUAUUUUUUUGUUUUGUUCAUUGUUACAGUAGCUUUUUGUUCGCCAUUUUUUUUUCGUAUGUCAUUUACCAUGUACGUAUCAUUGCUUUUUAUUCGUAACGGAUCUGUUGACUGUAAAACUAUGUCUCGUAACUUUCUGGUAUUGCUUAUUUGACCGAUUUUGAUGUUUACUAUAUCUGAUGCAGUGAAUAUAACAGCUAUUUAGAUUUUGACCACAAAAAAAAAUGACCAUCCAAAAUUAUUCCAUGACAUACUGUUUAAGAUGAAAUCAAUUUUAUUAGAUGGUUUUUGUUUUGAUUUUUAAUUUUGAAUAAAAUUUAGGCUUAAUAUUGAUACAUUACCUAUGAUUUAUAUAAUUGAAAAUUGCGAGACAUGAUUUUAUUAUUCUGAGGUAUUUCCUUUUCUUUCUUUUUUUGUUUAUUAAUGAUAUAUUUAUUAUUGAAUUAAUUUAUUUAUUUACAUAUUUUUGACUUGUUUUUGAGGAACAAAUUAUUAAUCAAUGGCAAAUUGCUCCAGGGAGAUGAUUGGCCGUGUAUGAACAAUGAUGCUGGUCUCAAGGUGUUAUAUUAUUUUUUGUAGUUGAACAUAGUGAUGGUUUACUCCAGUAUAAUGACAUUAAUUUAUCUUUUGUGGCGUUUUUGAAAAUUUAUGGAAAAGAAAUUUUAAAAAACAACAAAACUUGACUUUGAUUGGAAAGAUUUAAAAUAGUUGAAAUAUAUAACUACUUGUUUUACUUGAUUUGAGGGAAAAAAAUUCUUUUAUUGGUAAACAGCCAAAAAUAAGGAUAUUUGUGGAAGUUUUUACUGGACUAUGUUUUGUGUUAUGUAAGGGACCAAUAUUAGGCCUGGGACCAAUACUUGGACAUUCUCAAGACAGAAAAAAAACUUCAAAUGCAUGUGAUCACCAUAGUUUUUGUUGCCGUGUGAAAACUAGUCAACUGUCGAAACUUGGGAGGAAACUCCAAGUUUUGAAAUAGGCUCACGGAAAUGAUGGGUAGAAAUGCAGGCUAAAACUUGUGGACAUUAGAUUAUACACAGUGAGUGUUGUACGAUUCUGGAUCUUUAAGUUGUAAAAACACACACACACACGCACAUAUUAAAAUGUUGCCACAAGUUUUAGGCUGUGAAUUUUACAUCAUUUUCACAAAGACAAAACUUUAAAAGAGACUGUCCAUUUUUUGUGCAAUAUUUAUUUAUGUGUAAAUGAUUUUUUGUUUGUGUACAAGUGAUGUGUGUAAUGAAAUAUGGGGAAUAGACAUGUAAGGUUUAUAGUUUUUGAUGUACAACUAACUUAGUAAACUAGAUGAAAGAUCUCUGAAAUAAGCCUCCCUGUGCUGUUAACACAUGUUGAAUAAAUCGGAUGUGCAGCAUUUAUGUAUUUAUAUAUAUUAUACUAUAUUAAAUAUAUCCAAUUUAAGAGAAGAUUAUUCUGGUUAAAGAAAAAAAUACAUAAACCCGUGUAUAAGACGGGCGCAUUAAUUCUAGAGUUUGUUGGGAUGUGAAAUAACCUGACUUAUAAAUGAGUAUUUAUGGUAGACUGAAUCUUUGCACAAUUUGAGAGUUCAAAUAACUAUAUUUAGAUAAAUAACUAUAUUUAGAUACAUUAACAGACAAAAUAAUAAGUCUUUGUUGCUCAUUUUGAACAAGCAUUAUUUGUUGUACACAAAUUUUCAUAAAAAUCUGUUUUAUAAUAACAUUUGAAUUUUUAAAAAUAAAUGUAGAUUGUGUUUAAGAGAUAGGGAUGUUUAGUUGAAAGAUCUUGUGGAAUAAAGCCUUACUUACCGUAACUUGUUGUUGGGUGACUUUUGUUUUGUAUUGUACAAUAUUUUUUACAUAUAUUUUAGUAAAUAGUGUGCUGAAAUUUAAGACUAAUCCAUUUUACUAAAAACUAAAAAGUGAAGUAAGUUGCAACAGAAAUAGUGUUGAUUUGUGAAGGUAUCAACACGGUUUCUUUUUGAAUUUUUGUUUUAAAGAAAACCAAAUGCCUAGUGCAUUUGGACUUAAAUUUAGUAGAACAGUGUUGAUUAUUUUAUGAAAUAUAUUUUUCUUGUUAGAUGCACUAAGGGUAAAUUUAGCGCUGUUUAUGUAAUUUUAUUUCAAAUGAACAUUUUUUUUUCUCCACGAUGCUCCAAUCGGUUAUUAUAUGAGAUGAUGGGAAAAUAAUAACCGAAAUCCCCGAAUGCAGGGUUAUUAGUAAUUUGAAUGAUUAUGUAAUAUUUUUAUUUUGUGGGGCUUUUGUACAUGAAGCAAUGUGCAUUAAUUCAGUGUUAUUGAUAACAUUAUUACCUAAAUGAUAAAUGGUAAAACAUUUUGUAAAUGACCCAUAAUGUGUGUUUAGUUUUAUUUUUUAUCAGAAAUCCAUUAUACAUUCACAUCUAAUUUGGAAGAAAGAAAAAAAAUUACAUGUCAUUUUAUCAG
Molecule: messenger RNA, 10049 nt
Organism: Ruditapes philippinarum (Manila clam)
Lineage: Eukaryota; Metazoa; Mollusca; Bivalvia; Venerida; Veneridae
Product: hepatocyte nuclear factor 6-like
Exons: 4
Coding region: 188-1813 (541 amino acids)
Biological process (GO): regulation of transcription by RNA polymerase II
Cellular component (GO): nucleus
Molecular function (GO): RNA polymerase II cis-regulatory region sequence-specific DNA binding; DNA-binding transcription factor activity, RNA polymerase II-specific
Source: RefSeq, a predicted model, not a curated record